AUGGACGCCCGCAAAAAGAAGAGGAAGGUCCUGCUUAUGGGCAAAAGCGGCUCUGGGAAGUCGUCUAUGCGUUCUAUCAUCUUCAGCAACUAUGUCGCCAAAGAUGUUCGCCGUCUCGGCGCCACAAUUGAUGUGGAGCACAGUCAUGUCAAGUUUAUGGGUAAUCUGACCCUCAACCUGUGGGAUUGUGGAGGACAAGAUGCCUUUAUGGAAACCUACCUCGCCUCUCAGCGCGGCAACAUCUUCUCUGACGUUGCCGUCAUGAUAUAUGUGUUCGACAUCGAAUCCCGUGAAGUCGACCGCGACCUAGACACGUAUAAUGCAAUUAUUGAAGCACUUCGUGAAUUCAGCCCUAAUGCAUAUGUCUUCUGCCUCGUGCAUAAGAUGGACUUGAUUCAGGCAGAGCACCGGCAGCGCAUCUACGAGGAACGAUCAGCACUAAUCCGCUCUCGCUCCGAGCAUUUCCGCGUUGAUACCUUCGGCAGUAGCAUCUGGGACCAGUCACUAUACAAAGCCUGGGCGGGGAUCGUGCACAAGCUAAUCCCGAACCUGACGGUCAUCGAGCGGUUCCUCAGUGCUUUUGCGAAGAAGAUCAACGCAGAAGAGGUCAUUCUCUUCGAGCGCUCAACUUUCCUCACCGUCACAUCCGUCACUUCGGAUGUGGGUGACCUGAACCCGAUCUACGACCGCCAUGAACGCCUGUCCAAUAUUAUGAAAGCCUUUAAACAUUGCGCCGCCCGCAACACCCUCACCACCCCUGCUUCAGCCGGCUUCGUUGUCAUGCACACCAAAACCCCCCAAUUCAACAUUUUUCUCGGCCGCUUCACCGAUAACACAUAUAUCUUCCUCGUUGUCCCGCCCGGCGAGGCUGCCUACAACUGCGCCGUCUUGAACACCAUGCUCGCGCGCGAGGGCUUCUCUAAAGCCGCCGCCGGUGGCCGAACAGACGGAUUUCCCCUACCGCCUCCCGAGACGCCCGAUGACCACGCUGAGAAUGGAAUCUCUGCCCAAGCAUGA
Messenger RNA from Penicillium macrosclerotiorum, 1017 nucleotides. Its product is annotated as Rag GTPase GTR1. Gene Ontology annotation, cellular component: fungal-type vacuole membrane; nucleus; Gtr1-Gtr2 GTPase complex. The record is from RefSeq and is a predicted model, not a curated record. Gene Ontology annotation, molecular function: GTP binding; GTPase activity. Lineage: Eukaryota; Fungi; Ascomycota; Eurotiomycetes; Eurotiales; Aspergillaceae. The transcript has 2 exons. Bases 1 to 1017 code for a protein of 338 amino acids. Gene Ontology annotation, biological process: cellular response to starvation; regulation of autophagy; positive regulation of TOR signaling.